AAGGAAUCACUCGAUUUUGUGCGAAGGUUGACAGUGAGCACGUGACAAAGAUCGCGCGAAUCUUGGACCGAUGCGCCUCGCAGCUGCAACCAUGACGAUGGCUCUGGUGUCCUUGGAGGCAUUGUGUACUUCAUGUACGCCACUGGCGAAGAGUAUUCAAACCCCGCCAAAAUUCCCUCUGCAUUUUGAGGCCGACCUGGAGAUCACAGCUCACCUGCUCGACCCCGCCGUCGCGUACCCACCGUCAUUACGCAGGAUGAAGAUUCGAUACGAUUACAGUCAAGGGUUGGCGCGCGCCGACAUCUUGGCUGGGUUUGACAAAGGCAAAUCGUACAUUCGUCGCUACGACACGAAGAAAGAGUACAAGGUCAAGUAUGGCAAGUACGCCAACUGCGAGCGAGCCUACCUCGGUGAAACAAUGCCUCGCCCGGAGCUCCCGCCGGGACUGGAGUUUAAGGGAAACGAGAAUGUGCGGGGACAAGCUUGUGAGCGAUGGACGUACGACAUCCCGAACACGGUGCUUCGCGUGAUCGUGUACAACAGCGUCCACAGCCAUGUGCCAAUUCGGCUGACUCAAGAGAGCCAAACAGACGUUGGGGACUGGGCACCCAUCAUCACGUACGACCUGCUCAAUAUCAAGCUACGGCCACAGGACCGUUCGUCGUUCGAUAUUCCUGGCGGCUACACCCAUGAAACAUGCACGCGGAGCGUCGUGGGUUUUCCAUACAUUCACGUUUUUGAUCAGUAUGUCAGGUUUUAAUGGAAGGAGGUCGAUUUAAUGAACCAAAGCAAGGUAUGUGCCAAGCAGGGCUCGA
This is a messenger RNA of Aphanomyces invadans, 815 nucleotides long. RefSeq lists its product as hypothetical. Lineage: Eukaryota; Oomycota; Saprolegniomycetes; Saprolegniales; Verrucalvaceae. The record is from RefSeq and is a predicted model, not a curated record. The transcript has 7 exons. The coding region runs from base 71 to 760 and encodes 229 amino acids.